Darwinula stevensoni is the source of this 4737-nucleotide messenger RNA. Lineage: Eukaryota; Metazoa; Arthropoda; Ostracoda; Podocopida; Darwinulidae. The record is from the annotation of a GenBank genome assembly.
AUGAAAGAUCCAGGCAGGAUCAAAGAUGGAGUGGUCCCAUCAGUCUCAUCAAUUUCCCCAUCAAAUGGGUGCUCACCGCCUUCCUAUAUAAUGCCUGACAUCAAGAACACAGCUGCCACCUCCAUUGAGAACAUCUGCAUUCUAACUGGGUCCUCUGCAUCUCUGUCUUCUCCAGGGCAGACUCCAAGUGAUCCCCAGGUUCUGCUGGGGAAGUCCAUGCCUGGGUCCCGUUUGAGGGAAGUGGGGAAAGACCCAAAGCAGAGAGCAUCUCUUGGAGUCCAAGUCAAUGAGAAAGAUCUUGGAAAUGCAUCAUGCAGAGGUUUAUUGAAGACAAGGGAGGUCAAAGGAAAAGGAAUGAAGAAUGGGAAAACAGGGAAGACCAGUUUGCCUUUCAUUGAGGAAAGAAUUGAUUUGCUGUCACCAAGAAGUGUUGGUGACUCUGUACAGACAAGCAACAUUGGAUUCAAGGUUGUCAACCAUGGAAAUAUGAAUGGAAGUUUGGCUGGGGGCAGCAAGAAAAGCUAUACUUUUGAUGCUAGCCGGGAAACAUCCUCUUCCAAUGGAACUGAACCAAAAGUUCUCAUUUCCAUACCAGUAUCUGAUGUGGAGUCUGUAGGUUCAAAAAGUUACUUUACAUCUGCUGAGGAGAUUCAGCAGAUAGCCCUGAAUCUUCAGAAUAUAACAUCUACAUCACUUUCUCCUCUCCCAUCAUUUCAGUCUGUCAUGGCCAGCACCAAUGCUAGUAAGUUACAUGAAAAUUCAACACAUCAAAAAAUGAUGAACCGUCCUGACAGCAAUUGCAAAGCGAAUGCCACUCUGAAUGGGAAGACCAGGAACGUGUCCCCAGAUAAUCGUUUUCAACCAUCUAUUAAGAAUGGAGGAGCCAUUCUCUUUGACAACAAUGGGAUCCUGUACACUUCCAACUCAGGGCACUCAAUGUCAUCAGAGAGUAGCAAAGUCAUCCCCUCUUGCCUGCCUUCCAUUGUCUUACCUCCUAUUUCUUCAGUUCCUCAUGACAUCACUUUUCCCUUGCCAUCAGGCACGCUGUCACCCUUCCUGGAUGGUGCAACCUCUUUCAGUGACAUUGCAAGUUUUGCAUCCAUGCCAACAUCUCAAGCAUUUUUCUCACCUGCAAGCAAGCAAGCCAAAGAAUCUUCAAACAAUCGCGAUUCCAGUAUUCCAGAUCAUGGAAAUGCAACUGGAGGUCAAGACUCAAGGAUCAAAGCUGUAAGGCCUCCAUUUCAUGAAGAAACCAUGAAGAGACUAGGAGGUCUUGAUAAUGUUGUCCUGACAACCUCAGAACCCUGUGUUAUGGUGAGCAAAGGUAGUGAUGGUGCUAAGGGCCUUAGCUUUCUCUCAAGUCAAUCUCUUCAGAACCCUGUGAAAGCUCCACAGACAUCAUUCUACCAUGUAGUGCUUAGUCAGGACUCCUCUGGCAAGCUCCAGGGUGGCAUGACUAAUGUGAUUGCCAAUGAUAGCUCAGGUACUUCUGUGAGCAUUCCCAUAACAAUUGCCCUGGAUAGUAUGAAUCAGUUGUCAUCAGAGAUGACAUGCUCAUCUGGCAAAGUCAUUCCUAUCUCCCCUAAGCCAGCUGGGCUGGCUGGAUCCACAGAAGCUACCUCCAAGCAGGCAAGAAGGGUAUUGGUUCCUCGAGAAAAUCCAGAAAUGGAACAGAGUAAAAGCCAUCAGAGGCCUCAAAAAGCCACAAAGACACAAGUUUUUCACUCAAGGGGAGCCAAGGUUAGGAGGAUGGCUGAGAAAUCUACCCCAUCUGGAAGUACUGACUCCAAUGGAGUGAUGGAUGAUGGUACUAACAUGUCACAAUCUCUGGUUGAAACUUCACAGAAUCAUUCUAGUACCAUGGUCCGACAUCCCAUCAAGGUGAAACAGCAUUUCAUCCCUUUGAAAUGUGUACCUCAGUCCAGGACUGAAACGCUGGAGAGCCCUGAGAAGCAAGUGAUGAUGCCAAAUUUUAAAUUUUUGCCUUCAAAGAAUAACACAGAGUGUGGGGAGAAGCUGAAGAAGUUAAAUGACUCAGAGAAAAAUCAAUCUGUGACAGAAUUGGAGCCCGUUGGUGUUCAUUUCAGUGAUGCAUCCCUACCGUCCAUUUUGGCAUUCAAUCCUGUUCUGCUGACAAAUGUCAAUGGUGUUAAUCAUGCAGGUGCCGAAACAGCUGUCAUAUCUGUGUGUGAGUCCCGAUCAACACACCAUAUGGACUCAUCACAACCUUUAAUGAUGCAGAGCUUUGCACAGGCAGGGAAUCGAAUUCAGACUCAAAUGAUGCCAAUGUCAAGUGAACCACUCAAGAGUUUGAAAAGUCCCACAUCCAAGAUGAGAAACAGAUCUCAGCAUGAAGAAACAGAACCAACUAUUUUGUAUCAGAAAAGCCCAUCUGAGCAAAGGCAAGAUCUGAAAUUGAGGUCAUCUUGGGGGAAACUUGAAAACUUUAUACAACCCAUUGUUUGCUAUAGAUGUGUGCUGUGUUCUUAUAUACACACAACUGAGAAGAACUUAUUUGAGCACAUUGAAACUGAACAUCGAGAUGUGGUGGGUCCAGAGGAAGAAGUUGUAGAAAAUGGAAACAGUGAUUCCUACAAAUUCCUCUGCAGUGAAUGCAAUUCUAUGUUUCCCACUAUGAAAAGUUUGAAGAUGCAUUUUGUCACAAGCCAUGAAGGGUUGGGAUUCAACUUGGUCACCAUGCAACUGCCUCUCAAAGAUACCACUUCUGGUGAGGCACAGAGGCAGAGGAACCAGAGGGACUCAGGAAUGGCUAUGAAUGGCGAGUGCCAUCUAGUCCAGAUGUGUGACAAAGACAGUGAAGUUGAUCCCAUGGAUCAGAGUAAUCAUCAGGAAUGUGGAGGUAAUGAUAAAGAUGGUUCUUGUAUGUCGAGUGGAAAGGAUGGAUCUGGUUGUGGGGGGAAAGAAGAGGCCACUGAUUGUCUCAUGAUGCGUGAGAGAGGAUCGCGGGCAAGUGGUUCGAGUGAGGGGGAGAAGUCACUGCCAUUAACCUCUCUGUUAUCUCUCCCAGUUGUAACGCUUAGUCAGGAUGUACCUGAGCAUUCUCUUCAUGUUGGGUCUCAUUUCUUGGAGCCAAUGACCCUCCCAGCAGACUUGGAAACCCUUGAUUCGGAGUCCUUAUGGACAAGCAAUGACAUCGGGCUUGAUGUGGAGAAUUCUGCCUCAAGCCUGAGCAAGAGGAGAGGGCGGCCAAAGGGAUCAAAGAAUUUGGGCAUCACACAACUCCGUAAGAACAACCCUGACAUGCGGGAUGACAAGGCACUGGAAAAGGAAGUGGGCUUCAAAUGUGAUGUGAAUGGUUGUGCAAUUCGGAUUAAGUCUCGAGAGACACUUGACUAUCACAGAAGAUGCCACAGUGGUGAGGUGUUUGCAUGUCCAGAGUGCAAGGAACAUUUCAGUCACUGGCGGAAUCUCAGUGUUCAUCUCUGGAGAGCUCAUGUCAUUGACAUGGAGCUGUACUCAUGUGAUCAAUGCAACUACAAAACUUAUAGCCAAAGCAAGCUUAUGAAUCUGCACAAGAGAAUUCACAGCAGUGAGAGGCCUUAUCUCUGUGACACAUGUGGCAAGGGUUUCAAAACUAACAAGCAGUUAAGGAGUCACAAGACUGUGCAUCAAGACAAGAAGGUCUCAAAGAGGCUUUCCAGUCGUCAAUGUGAUCUCUGUCAGAGAGUGUUCUCUGACAAACGGAUGUUGAGAAUGCAUAGGGAGACAGUCCACAUGAAGAUCAGGCCUUUCUUAUGUAACUUCUGCGGCUACUCAGCUUCGUGCCGCAGCACCUUGAAGAUGCAUUUACGACAGCAUACAGGUGAGAAGCCAUUUGCCUGUGAUAUUUGUGAGUACAAAACUGGGGAUCAUAACUCCCUGAGGAGGCACAAAAUGCGACACGAUGGGGUAAAGCCGUACAAGUGCCCAUAUUGCUCCUAUGCAUGUAUCCAGUCAUCCACUUACAAGACACAUCUGAAAAACAAACACCCUGGUCAAGAUGAGGGACUGAUGUUCACUUGUGAUAUGUGCUCGUACCGGACAAUCAAGAGGGACACUUUCAUUACGCAUAUGGCUGAUCAUCGCCUGGGCAUCCUCCCAGUGAAGAAGCAGGAAAACUGCCAGACACCUAGCCAUUGUGAAUCUCCAGCCCUGGAGGAUGAAAGUGUUCACAGUGGACAAGUUUAUCAAGUCCUCACCACGCUUCCCCCACUGCCAGUUUCUUCAUCCUCGAGUGCAGAGGUGGUCUCAACAUCAAUGCUUCCCAUGCUGACAGCUUUCCAGAGUGCUGUUGAUAGCCAGUCCCUGCACUCUGAGGAGUUCAGGAGUGAAAGUGAUUCCAGUGAACGUUACCCAGUCCUUUCAUCUCAGCUGAAAGUCUCAGACAGAAGUGAAGCUGUCAGUCUUCAUGAUCACAUGGUUCCAGUCCUCAAUAAUGGAGUGCAUCCAAUCCCUGUGGAUCGUGCUGAUAUUGGGAAUCUCCCAUCCUUGCCAGAGGUCUUACAGACCGUGAAUGUGAGUGACAUAUCCAGUGGAUUAACUCCUCACUCUCACCAAGAGACUAGUAGUGCUUCCUCUGACGAAUCAGACCAAAGACUCAAGGAAGAAUCUUCCAGUCAGGAUAUGAAGCGGGCAUCAUAGUUUGAGGGCAGCUUCUUCCCCCCCACCACCCACCCACCCCCAUCUCAGAUUGUCAGAUGGAAGAUGUCUCUUUCCAAUGUGGUGAUGGUUCCAAGG